CGUGGCCCGGGAAGCGCGGCCCAUGGCAGCGGCCCUGCGGGCCCAACGGACGGCCAUGGCGCCGCUGCUGGAGUACGAGCGGCAGCUGGUGCUGGAGCUGUUAGAUGCGGACGGGCUGGUGGUGUGCGCCCGCGGCCUGGGCGCGGACCGGCUCCUCUACCAUUUCCUCCGGUUGCACUGCCACCCGGCCUGCCUGGUGCUGGUGCUCAACACGCAGCCCGCCGAGGAGGAAUAUUUUAUCGAUCAGCUGAAAUUAGAAGGAACUGAACAUCUCCCUUGCCGAGUCACCAAUGAAAUUGCAAGCAACAGUCGCUAUGAGGUGUACACACGAGGAGGGGUCAUAUUUGCAACAAGUCGAAUACUUGUGGUUGAUUUCUUGACCGACAGAAUACCUGCAGAUUUAAUAACUGGCAUCCUGGUGUACCGAGCCCACCGGAUCAUCGAGUCAUGUCAGGAAGCCUUCAUCCUGCGCCUCUUCCGCCAGAAAAACAAGCGCGGCUUCAUUAAAGCUUUCACGGACAAUGCCAUCGCCUUCGAUACCGGCUUUUGUCACGUGGAAAGAGUGAUGAGAAAUCUUUUUGUGAGGAAGCUGUAUCUGUGGCCAAGGUUCCACGUAGCAGUCAACUCCUUCCUAGAGCAGCACAAACCGGAAGUGGUAGAAAUUCACGUUGCCAUGACGCCCGCCAUGCUGGCCAUCCAGACAGCCAUCCUGGACAUCUUAAACGCCUGUCUGAAGGAGCUGAAAUGCCACAACCCGUCGCUUGAAGUGGAAGACUUGUCUUUAGAAAAUGCUAUCGGGAAGCCUUUCGACAAGACGAUCCGCCAUUACCUGGACCCUUUGUGGCACCAGCUCGGAGCCAAGACCAAGUCCUUGGUUCAGGACCUGAAGAUACUCCGGACCCUGCUGCUGUACCUCUGCCAAUAUGACUGUGUCACCUUUCUUAACCUUCUCGAAUCUCUGAGAGCAACGGAAAAGGCUUUUGGUCAGAAUUCAGGUUGGCUGUUUCUUGACUCCAGCACUUCAAUGUUUGUAAAUGCCCGAGCCAGGGUUUAUCAUAUUCCAGACUCCAAAAUGAGCAAAAAAGGCAAAACAUCUGAGAAGAUGGAGAAUAAAGAAGGUCAAGAAACGAAGAAGGAGCUGGUGCUCGAAAGCAAUCCCAAGUGGGAAGCCCUCUCGGAAGUGCUGAAAGAGAUUGAAGCAGAAAAUAAGGAGAGCGAGGCCCUGGGAGGCCCAGGGCAGGUGCUGAUCUGCGCCGCUGACGACCGCACCUGCGCCCAGCUGCGGGGCUACCUGGCGGCCGGCGCCCAGGCCUUCCUGCUGCAGCUCUACCGGAGAACCUUCGAGAAGGACAGCAAGGCCGAGGCGGUGUGGAAGGAGGGCGGUUCAAAGAGAACUCUGAAGUCCAGCAAAAGACCCAGGGGUCCCCCGAAGAGAGGCCAGGCCUCGGCGGGAGACAGGGCGGUCCGGAGGAAGAGGCGCGUGCCGGCCCCGGCGUUGGGGAGCGCGGCGCCGGCGGGGCCCGAGAGCAGCGGGAGCGGGGAGGAGGCCGAGGCUGAGGCCGAUGCCGAGCGCGGGGUCGAGGAGAGCGGGGAGGCCGCGGACCUGAGCCCGAGGUCGGACGAGGCCUACGGGGUCCUCCGCGAGCCGCUGGCGGUGCUGCAGCCGCUGCUGGGCAGCGGCGACCCCUACGCGCUGACGCGGACGCUGCAGGAGCUGGAGCCCCGCUACGUGGUGCUCUACGACGCCGAGCUCGCCUUCGUGCGCCAGCUGGAGGUGUUCCGCGCCAGCCGGCCGGGCCGGCCCAUGAGGGUUUACUUCCUUAUAUAUGGGGGUUCAACGGAGGAGCAGCGCUACCUCACCACCCUUCGGAAAGAAAAGGAAGCCUUUGAAAAACUCAUCAGGGAAAAGGCUAGCAUGGUUGUCCCUGAAGAAAGAGAAGGCAGAGAUGAAAGCAACCUGGACCUAAUGCGAGGCCAAACAGCCGCGGGCAGUGCGGUCGACACUCGCAAAGCCGGUGGCCAGGAGCCAGGCACAGAGGCGGCCCGCGUGGUGGUGGACCUGCGCGAGUUCCGCAGCGAGCUGCCCGCGCUCCUGCACCGGCGCGGCCUGGACCUGGAGCCCGUGACCCUGGCGGUGGGCGACUACGUGCUGAGCCCGGAGCUGUGCGUGGAGCGGAAGAGCAUCGGCGACCUGGCGGCCUCGCUGGGCAGCGGGCGGCUCUACGCGCAGUGCCAGGCCAUGGCGCGCUACUACCGCCGGCCGCUGCUGCUGGUGGAGCUGGACGCGCGCAGGCCCGGCCCGCUGCCCCCCGACGUGGGCUCCCGGCUGGUGCUGCUCACGCUGCACUUCCCGCGGCUGCGGCUGCUCUGGUGCCCGUCCCCGCACGCCGCGGCCGAGCUCCUGGAGGAGCUGAAGCGCGGCCGGGCCCAGCCCGAUGCGGCCGCCGCCGCCGCCAUCAGCGCCGACUCGGAGCCACUGGCGGACUCGGAGCGCUACAACCCGGGGCCGCAGGACUUCCUGAUGCGGAUGCCGGGGGUGGGCGCCAAGAACUGCCGCGCACUCAUGCGGCAGGUGCGGAGCCUCGCCGAGCUGGCCACCCUCCCGCAGGAGCGGCUGGCCGCCGUCCUGGGCCACGCGGGCAACGCCCGGCAACUGUUCGAGUUCAUCCACGCGCCCUACCCGGGCCCGGGGCCCGCCGCGGGGAGACCGAGGACCUGAGUGCGCGCCCCGCGGCCCCGUGAAGGCUGCCCGGCCGGCCAGCUGCACGAGGCUCUGCUCGGUUCCUUCAGGUUCCUCCAGGCCAGGCGCGCUCCUGCACGGCCGGGCCCCUCCCCCCGGCGUUUCUGCCGGGUUAACGUCCCUGGGGGCCUGCCGCACCCCAUUUCUGAAUGAGCUGUGUCAGGGUGGCGGCAAGUCCUACAGUCUCCCAGAUACCCCGUGCUCCCCCUCGCCGUCCACACGGCCUGCUGACCCCAGGAGGAGCCUCUUGACCAAUUCUGCGCACAUCUCCUCGCUUCGGCGCCUUCCACCUGUAUCUGGUUGGAUCUUCCUAUAUUCACUUAAACCGGCACUUAAAGCCGGUGCGUGGCUCACACUUGUAGUCCCAGCUGCUCGGGAGGCUGUCAUCCAGGUUCAGAACCAGCCUGAGCAGAAACAUCUGCAAGACUAGCCCCAACCACAUUGUGUGCACCCUCCUCCAUGAGCACAUACUGUCAUCGGCUGCUGGGCCAGUGCGAGUUGUAAGACAUGAAAUGAAUUUUACCUAAUGGCAAAGCCGGAUGGUACAGGUAAGGAAGCCCUUACAAUUCUGUAACCUCCAAAAUCUCACAGCUCUCCAAGCCUUGACAAGGAGCCAGUGAGUCCUAAGACAUCAUCCCCAGUCCACUGGGGUGUCCCUCAUCUGAGACUUGAGCCCGGGCAGCCCACUGUCCUGUCCCCUCUCCACGCCCCUGCCCUGUGCCUGCCCCUUUGAGGAUGCAAAUAAAGGAAUGGCCUAACCAGCACUUGGUCUUCUCCCCUCCAAGUGGAGAUGAAAUGACUAGAGCAAAAUGAAAGACAUGAUAGACUAUAUAAAUGGAAGACAGAAUCUCUAAGAAUUCAGAGGCUGUAUUUACAAAUCCAUGGAGAAACUCAACUUGUCAUAAACCUUCCAUCGCUUUAGGUCACCUUUGAAAUGUGUGUACAGGAGACCCAUAGCAUUUUGAUAGUUUGUAAACUUAGAUGUAUAUACAUUAUUAACUUAUCCCCACAUGCUUAGUAGUGAACGGCACAUGUUCUACCUCAAGAGUUGGCGCAGGUGUCAGCUCCGCUGGCUUGGUCACAUAGUUGAAGAUUUCAUCCCUGUCGGCCAUUCUUUCACUUGUCACACAGGACAAAUAGAAAGUAACCCUUGUAACCAAAUUGUCAGCUCUUUAAUGAAAGCUCUUUUAAGAACUUCUCAUUCUGGCAUCUUGCUUUGUUGGUACUCAGCCCUCCAGGACCCAUGCUCCAGUGCAUUCCAUGAAAGGCAAAGUGUUUGCAUGUGUGCCUUCCGCACAUCCGCCUGUGGCGUAGCACCCACCAGCGCCAGCCUACCCCACCUCUCAUUAUCAGGCCACAGUUGCCCCAACCUCAGCUGGCCUUCCUGCCUGUGCCAUGGGCACUACCUUCAACUCCAAUGUUGGUGCAGCAUGUCCUGGAAUGAUGCCUCUAUGCAAAUGGGGUUGUGUCAGCCCUCCCGACAGCCCCCUUUAAACUGCCCUCCAU
Perognathus longimembris pacificus (Pacific pocket mouse) is the source of this 4246-nucleotide messenger RNA. RefSeq names its product ERCC excision repair 4, endonuclease catalytic subunit (gene Ercc4). The coding region runs from base 23 to 2719 and encodes 898 amino acids. Gene Ontology annotation, biological process: nucleotide-excision repair involved in interstrand cross-link repair; resolution of meiotic recombination intermediates; double-strand break repair via homologous recombination. Gene Ontology annotation, molecular function: damaged DNA binding; single-stranded DNA endonuclease activity; single-stranded DNA binding. The record is from RefSeq and is a predicted model, not a curated record. Lineage: Eukaryota; Metazoa; Chordata; Mammalia; Rodentia; Heteromyidae. Gene Ontology annotation, cellular component: nucleotide-excision repair factor 1 complex. The transcript has 11 exons.